CUCACUCAAAUAUAAUUUCUGUUGCAAGUUGUUUGGACCUUCUCGGUUACCGUCACUCUGUUUCUAUAGUUACCGGUGAAGUAUUCUGGAAGUGGAAGUUUGCUGGCUCUGUUCUGCAAAAUUGAAAAGACAAGAAUUGAACCAUGGUGCUGAUCACAGAAGAAUUGAUUAGGCGGCGUGCAGAACAUAACAACUGUGAAAUCUUCUCUUUGGAAGAAAUCUCUUUACAUCAGCAAGAAAUUGAGAGGAUAGAAUACAUCGACAGAUGGUGCAGAGAGCUGAAAAUUCUUUAUCUGCAGAAUAAUAUAAUUUCUAAGAUUGAAAAUGUUGACAAACUGAAGAAGUUGGAAUACCUAAAUCUAGCUUUGAACAACAUUGAACAAAUUGAAAAUUUGGAAGGAUGUGAGAGUUUACAGAAGCUGGACUUCACCGUGAAUUUCAUUGGAGAGUUGAGCAGCGUAGAGUCUCUGAAACAAAACAUUCACUUGCGGGAGCUCUUUCUCGUGGGAAACCCUUGCACGGAAUUUGAGGGAUACAGGGAGUUUGUGGUGGCUACAUUACCUCAGCUAAAGUGGUUAGAUGGCAAAGAAAUUGAGAGAUCAGACCGAAUCAAGGCAAUGCAAAACCUGCGUCAAGUUCAGCUUCAAAUCAGAGAGCAGGAACAGGCUUACUUAAAGAAGAGAGACAAGGAGAAACAGGAGGCUAAAAAGAAGCUAGAGAAUCCAUACCAAAAAGAGAAAUCGGAGGCCAAGGAAAGUAAGCCUGGAUUCGAUGGCCGUUGGUACACAGACAUCAACAAUACCAUCCUUGAUUGUGAAGAAAACAAAGAAUGUGUGCAUGAAACACAAGGAACAGAGAAGCAUAAGGGUUCAGAUGAAGAUGAAAUGGACAAGAAAUUCUGGGAGGAGCCAACUCCCUUCACCCCGGAAUCACGGUUGGAGACGCACAGGCACCUGGAGGAGAAGCGCAAAGCAAACGAUGCUAAAAGGGAAACAGAAAAACAGAAGCCACCAAGGAAACUGAUCACUGAAGAAGGACGUGUGCUGAAUGUAAAUGAGCCCAAACUUGAUUUCUCUUUGUCUGAAGAUGAAGACAACAACCAGAUUGUGCUGGAUCUAGCCGUUUACAGGCAUUUGGACACAUCUCGACUAGAUGUUGACGUGCAAACAACCUACAUCAGAGUAACUGUUAAAGGAAAGACAUUCCAGCUUGUACUGCCCUCUGAAGUGAAACCUGACAGCAGUACUGCUAAAAGGUCCCAAAUCACCGGACACUUGGUCGUCACUAUGCCAAAGGCUGUGGAAGUUGUUGGGCCUAGGCCAACGUUACCUCGACCUGUGAAAUCAGCACCUGAUAAAGCACCAACAGAUAACACAAGAAUGGCAAAACAAAUGGAAAGGUUGGAAGUUGAUCCUAGCAAACAUUCACGCAUCAACUUGGAAAACAUUGUAAAAAAGGAGAAGCCAGUUGCACAAGGACCUCUGAAGUUACAUCGACCAGCCAUGUUGGAGUCUUUAUGCAGUACAGGAGACUUUGACGAUGACUCUGAUGUUCCACCUUUAAUAUGACAAACCUGAAGCAUAUACUAUUGGGGUUGCCAAGAAGACAUCCACCAGUCCAUAUUGUAAUCCUUUUGUUCUGCCUACACUUGUAAAGCAGUGGGCUAAGCACAUAUUUGAAAAAUCUGAGUCAUUUUCUUUAACAUGUUUUAAGUUGUAGAAUAAAAAUGUGUUAAUUGGUACGACAGUGUGGCAUCAAUUGUAUAGAUCAGGAAAUACGACUGAAAGACAGCUUUUCUUGUAGUGAAUUAACUUAUUUAGGCAUUUUUACAUAGUUUAUGUAAUACCUGCCAAGAAAAAAAAAACAUAAGGGAAUUACUAGGAUUUGCAUCCCUAAUAUUUACAUUUGCCAUAUACAGUGCCGUGAAAAAGUAUUUGCCUCCUAUCUGAUUUUCUGCAUUUUUGCAUAUUUUUGACACUGAAUGUUAUCAGAUCUUCAACCAAAACCUAAUAUUAGAUAAAAGGGACCCUGAGUGAACAAAUAACACAAUAAUUUGAUACAUAUUUCAUUUAUUUAUUAAAGAAAGUUAUGCAACACCCAAUGCCCCCGUGUGAAAAAGUAAUCGCCCCCUUAGACUCAAUAACUGGUUACGCCACCUUUAGCAGCAGUAACUGCAACCAAACGCUUCCUGUAGUUAUUGAUUAGUCUCUCACAGCGCCGUGGAGGAAUUUUGGCCCACUCCUACAUGCAGAACUACUUCAACUCAGUGACAUUUGUGGGUUUUCGAGCAUGAAAUGCUCGUUUCAGGUCCUGCCACAACAUCUCAAUGGGGUUUAGGUCUGGACUUUGACUAGGCCAUUCCAAAACUUUAAAUUUCUUGUUCUUCAACCAUUCUGAUGUAGACGUGCUUGUGUGUUUCGGAUCAUUGUCUUGCUGCAUGACCCAGCUGCGCUUCAGCUUCAGCUCACGGACGGAUGGCCUGACAUUCUCCUGUAGAAUUCUCUGAUACAGAGCAGAAUUCAUGGUUCCUUCAAUGAUGGCAAGGCGUCCAGGUCCUGAUGCAGCAAAGCAUCCCCAAACCAUGACACUACCACCACCAUGCUUGACCGUCGGUAUGAGGUUCUUACUGUGGAAUGCAGUGUUUGGUUUUCGCCAGACAUAACGGGGCCCAUGUCAGCCAAAAAGUUCCACUUUUGACUCAUGUGUCCAUAGAACAUUGUUCCAGAACUCUUGAGGAUCAUCCAUGUGCUUUUUGGCAAACUUGAGACGAGCAUUCAUGUUCUUAGUGAGCAAUGGUUUCCGCCUUUCUACUCUGCCAUGAAUCCUAUUCUUGCCCAGUGUCUUUCUGAUGGUGGAGUCAUGAACACUGACCUUAGCCGAGGCAAGUUAGGUCUGCAGAUCCCUGGAUGUUGCUUUUGGAGAGAUUUUGGCAGGACAGCCACUCCUGGGAAGAUUUACUACUGUCCCAAACUUUCUCCAUUUGGACAAUAUUAUUAUUAUUAUUAUUAUUAUUAUUAUUAUUAUUUGUUUAUUUAGCAGACGCCUUUAUCCAAGGCGACUUACAGAGACUAGGGUGCGUGAACUAUGCAUCAGCUGCAGAGUCACUUACAAUUACGUCUCACCCGAAAGACGGAGCACAAGGAGGUUAAGUGACUUGCUCAGGGUCACACAAUGAGUCAGUGGCUGAGGUGGGAUUUGAACUGGGGACAAGCCCUUUUCAUUAACCUGGUUACAAGCCCUUUUCAUUAACCACUGGACCACACAGCCUCCGACUGGCUCUGACUGUGGUUUGGUGGAGCCCCAGAGCCUUAGAAAUGGCUUUGUAACCCUUUCCAGACUGAUAGGCAUCAACAACUUUUUUUCCGGAGGUCUUCAGGAAUUUCUUUUGUUCGUGGCAUGAUGUGCCUGUGUGCUGACAACUUCACUCUGAUGGUAAGGGCAAAAGUUAGCCAGAUUUAUAUUGGGCAGGGUUGCCCCAAAUCAGGCCAAAGUACUCAAACAGCUGACCCUAAUUAUCCCUUUAAUUGGGUUGAGUUAACUAGGGUGGGGCAAUAACUUUUUCACACCUGAAGAUUGCAUGUUUGAUUACCUUGCACACUAUACAAAUGAAAGAAGCACCAAACUUUCUUGUUAUUUUUUCUCUCACUCCCUCUAUAUACUACUACAACCCACAAAAAAUCUGACCAACUACAAUGUGAAAAAUGUGCAAAAAUGCAGAAUAUCCAACGAGGCAAAUACUUUUUCACGGCACUGUAAAUUAGCCUUUUAAUAAGUUAGGUUGUAUAAAAUAUUUGAAUAUUAAACUUUGUUGAAUCAUAUUUUAAACAUAUCACUUAGUUAUUGUGAUCCUUCUGGUCUGGUGAAUUUGACAUAUCCUGCAGUAUUUCAGAAGUUUAAAGACAACACUACUUAUACAUUAAUUCCUUUAGUGUCUAUUUUUUUUUUUUUACUCCUCCAGACACAAACCCAUAAGUUGUUUAUGAGAAUGUCAAAAUCAAUUUGCAAUGACAACCCCAGCUCUUCAAAGGAACGCCAAAAUAAAGCCAAGAAUUGGGUUCAAAGGAUGAUAACAGCACUGCCAAUUACUGGAAUAUGGAAAGGGCAGACAGGAUGCUGGUUUAUUCAAUGGUGUACUACCAGUGGUAAUUAUCCCAUUGUUCCAGUCACUUUGAAUGACUUAUAGUAAUACAUGUUUCUAUGUUCUAGGACAACUGGUAGUUUUUCAUUUUUACUUUAUACUUUUUGUGAUUCAAAAGGUUUAAUUGGAACUUUUUCAACCGAUUUACAAUAAAGUGAUUUCCAAUAAAGUGAUUUCCAAUAUCCUUUAACCCUCUGCAGUCCAUUUAUUAAGUGCGCGUCAGGCGCAAUUUAUUUUUACACGCGCAGUUAAUUUUAGACGCGCUGUUUAAAAGUAUUAUUUAUCACAGUCAAACGGGUUUAAAAGGCCCUGCAUAUCAACAAAGCACUCACUAGGCAUCUCCAGCCCCGCCCCACCCUUUCGUUUGCUAUCGCUUUCACAUAUGCUAAGAAAUAAAUAAUAAUAAUAAUAAUAAUAAUAAUAAUAGUCGUACAUACCGAUCAAUCAUCUCCUGAUCACUCAUUUUAUCACCAAACUCCUCAAUAAUGCAAUUCAAGUCAUUAUUUUAUUACUAUAACAUCUCAAAAAAGCUCUGCAAAUGUCCGUGAUAGUCUCUGUGUGCUGAUACAGUAACAUCCAGCUUGUUUCCUUAUGACCGCCCAUAUGGGAUGCCAAUGGCAAGUAUGACUAAUCAUGAGAUACGCCAUUAUUUUUUUUUUAUCGGCUUGUCUCGGCUCCUGUUGCUCCCACUCGGCCGUGUAUGGUUUUCUCUGCUUUUUCCGGAGAAAAAACGACUAGAAACCCAUUUUUUGCGUUUUUUUGAUAAUGUCGGACAAGGUCCGACAAUGGACCAGAUAGGAAUAAUUGCAAUGUCGGACCAGGUCCGACAAUGGACCGCAAAGGGUUAAAUGGACCAUUUUGAUAGUCUCUAUUUACGUCAUAUGUUACAGUAUUUGUAGGAAGUAUUUUAACAGAAACCAGAAGUUUACACGUAAGAGACAGAAAAGACCUCCCAUCAGCCCUUGAUCAAAGUGAGACAUACAUGCUGUCUUCUUUAUUGCACUUUAAACUGUCUUACAAUAAGGACAUUCAACCUGUAGUUUCCAUUAAACACUUCUUUUAAAGCUCUUAUCUCAGUAUGUAAAAUACAUUAAAUUGCCACUUAAACAACUCACUAUACUUUUAAGGGAAUCUACAGUCCCUGAACUAAUCUUCAAUGUUCAAUAAUAAACAAGCCCUGACUCCGGCUACUCGUCAGGCUGCCGGCAGUUUCAGUUUCUUGUUUAGGCUCCGAUCCCGGGUUACCCUCACGGCGAUCUGAGGCUUUCAGCAAGAUGUUUACGUCUCUUUGUCUGGGUAGUGUGGACGAUGUUCAGCCCGUUGGCUUUGGCUUUGCAGCAGCCCUAAGGUGUAUAAUUGGCACCUUUUUAUACCUGACACCCUGCUGGAACACCUACCUGCUGAUUAGGAUACUACAGCUGGUAAUCACACACAGCAGGCAGGCUCUCCCAGGAGCGUCAGAUAUGUCAUUAAUUACAAUACAUUUGCACACAAAAAACCCUCUUCAUGUGCAGGACUCCUUCCCUGCCCCAGUGCUGUAUAUCGUACAGAACACGUCACAUAAACUAAUCUGAACUACAUUUCAAUGUGACUCACAUGAUUUAAGCAAUUGCAGUUUAAACAUUUUUUAAAUAGUGUGGCUAAUAUACAAGUAAAGUUUAAAUGUUACAUUUAAAAAACUGGCCAUGGUGGUUUAUGGCAGGGCAAACAUUUUCAACUUUGAAACAAUUUACUGUGGCAUAACAAGGUAGACUUAUUACUAUUUUUUUUAUUAUCAGCUUAUGACAGGAUAGCGUCAUGGCCCAAGAUGUUACUGACAGGAAAGAGACCCAGGGACAGAAAGCUGCAGUUUUACAUGCAAAGCUCACUUUCAUUAACGUAUUCCUUUGAAUUUAAGAUGCAGUUCAAAUUUCCCACCCUCAAUUUGAGGAAAAAAAUAAAACUUCAAAUAAAUAUGCAUUUACAAAGAUACAACCUCAAUUUGCACAUAUGGAGGCAAUUUCGGCCGUCUGCUGUCACACAGAGCAUCACAGUGCUGCUUCUCAUUUCCAGUCGUGAUUACUCACACCUGUUUUUCUCCCAAUUUGUGAACUGUGGUAUUGCUUGGCAUGUCGAAAAAUACGGGGGUCUGAUCAGCAUUUCCAAUCUGUCCAAGCUGGUACUGUUAAAAAUGCUGAAAUUGAUUUAGCCUGGGAUUAAACCAAGCACUACCACAGACAUCUUCAAACCACUAACGGUUCUGUUUCUUGUAAGAAGACAUUCUCUUCAUCACAUCAAAAUAAUGUCUUUUUAAACCAUAAUUUGUCAUUAGCAAAUUGUCCGAGAUUUUUAUUACCUUCCAUCCCAUCUGCAAAACAGCAGCAUUCGUUUUGUUGUAACGUUUUAAUGUUUGCCGUAAUAUGGAAAUCGUGUCGGCUUCAAAGUCAGUUAGGCAGAAAAGGCAGAGCAUAAUCCGAGUAUAAUUUUUAAAAAAAACUACUAAAAGAUUUACGACGUUUUAUCUAGCCUAGUGAAACAGCUGAAUAAAAAGUCAAUGAUACAAUUUCAGUGGAUGUUAAGAAAAAGCCGAGUAGACGUAACAACAAACAUCAACCCCUUAAGGAUGCAGAACAUCACGUUACAGCUGAAAGAGACACGGACAUUGUUGAAGAAAGAUUCAUCAACAAAAUCAAAGGUAACUUUCAUUUUUAUGUUUCUGUAGUUAGGCCUAAUAUUUCAUUUAAACCGGUAGUGCGUGAGACAUUGUUGUCAGAUAUUGCCUUCCUGCUUUUCCACAGGACGAGGUGUGUUUGCUAAAACCACAUAUCCAAAGCAAGUUUUGGAGUACAGAGGUACUCUACUAAAUAAGAACAAAGCAGACUCAAAAAAAAACACGACUCACUUUUUAACAUAUAAGCCUACUACUUCAGUCACAAAGGAAUAAUUGCAUUGAUGCUUCAGCUGUGGAUGGAUCACUUGGGCGGCUGGUUAAUGAUGAGAAAAAACCAAACACUAAGAUGACAAAAAUAGAAGUUAACAACACCCCUCAUCUUUGUUUAUUUGCUGUAAUUGAUAUUAAGGCAGGGGAAGAAAUCACUUAUGAUUAUGGAGGACUUGACCUGCCUUGGCGUUCAUUCAAAGACAAGCAGACCUGUGAGGAUGACCCAUCGUGUCAGUCUGAGACUGCCACAUUUCAGGCAUCAGUCAAAGGUGUUGAACAGGUAAGAUUUCAAGUAUUGGUCAUAUUGGAAUUGCUUGUAUUUAGUAGAUGUUCUGCAGUUAGCUUCAGCCCAAAACAGACAAUUGAUGCAGCCUAUUUUAGAGUGACACACUUAACUGUCUGACACUGCAGUGUUCACCUUAUUGAAAGGCGGAAAUCUGGGCAGGCUGAGGACUCUCUUGUUGCUGGGCAGAGGCGUUAGCUCUGGUCUCAGCCCGGCAUGUGCGUUUAAUAGAAGACGGGCUGGAGAAGUAUCUAAAAUGGGUCUUAAAAGAUUUCAUGAGAGAGACAAGUCAAAACUUCAUGAAGAUGUUGCCAAGGGGCUAACAGGAUUUGAGCAAAAGCUGUGUAACCAUUUCAGCAGAAUUGAAAUAAUGGGGAAAAGGGGACGUAAGGUAGCAGUCCUUCUAACUCCCAACAUGGUCAAGGCAAUGGCACUGCUGGUGGACAAGAGAAGAGAGUGUGGUGUAAGUGACACCAAUGAGUUUUUGUUUGGCCGACCAAAAUGUUGGAGUCAUUACAGGGGACAGGACUGGAUUUAUGCCAGUCAAUGCGGAGCGAAGAAUCCAGAACAUCUGAGGUCCACACAGUUGCGUAAACAUGUGGCUACCCUUUCACAAAUCCUCAGUCUCAAGAGGAACGAACUGGACCAACUAGCAAACUUUCUGGGUCAUGAUAUCAGAGUCCACCGAGAUUAUUAUCGUCUACCCGAAGCAACUACACAAUUAGCAAAAAUUUCUAAACUCCUUUUAUCCAUGGAAAAAGGAUGUCUACCAAAUCUCCAGGGCAGAUCUCUUGAUGAUAUUGAAAUUGAAGGUAUGUAUCUGCUCUUACUGCAGGAGACCUACAAAAAUAAAAUUAGGUUAAUUAUUUUAAUUAGUGAAAAAGUUUUGUUUUCAUUUUCGGAACCAGGGAAACACAUAAGCUUGCACAUAAAUAAUUAGUUGAAAUAUUAUAAUAUGCAUAUUAUAUAAAAAAAAAUACAUAUUAUGAAUGUGUUUCCUUCAGUUUUAGUUGUCUUCAAUCCCAAUCAAAUUCUGGCACUUUCCAGAUUAAAUGGAUGUUACUGACAGCAAGGAAGAUGAUGGCAAUGACAGCAGUGGAACUGAAGCCAAUGAGGUUUUGGAUGGUGUCCUUGGAGUUAAUGG
Molecule: messenger RNA, 8485 nt
Organism: Acipenser ruthenus (sterlet)
Lineage: Eukaryota; Metazoa; Chordata; Actinopteri; Acipenseriformes; Acipenseridae
Gene: dnaaf11
Product: dynein axonemal assembly factor 11
Exons: 14
Coding region: 144-1568 (474 amino acids)
Biological process (GO): outer dynein arm assembly
Cellular component (GO): cytoplasm
Molecular function (GO): protein binding
Source: RefSeq, a predicted model, not a curated record